Molecule: messenger RNA, 1872 nt
Organism: Aethina tumida (small hive beetle)
Lineage: Eukaryota; Metazoa; Arthropoda; Insecta; Coleoptera; Nitidulidae
Product: ras-related protein M-Ras
Exons: 5
Coding region: 170-781 (203 amino acids)
Biological process (GO): signal transduction
Cellular component (GO): plasma membrane
Molecular function (GO): GTPase activity; GTP binding; GDP binding
Source: RefSeq, a predicted model, not a curated record
UCUACAAAUUUCAUUGAUAAAAUUUCAAGGCCUCGCCUCCAUCUGUCAAGUUAAUAUUAAUAGAACAACGAAUUUCUUCCAUUUAUUUCCAAAACUGUAUAAAACGGUGUGCAAAAAAUUAAUGUUAAGACCUCCUUAAAACGCACCAGUCCACAAUUACUGAAUCCACAUGAGAGGCACGAUGACGCGACCACCGAACAACGAGAAUUUACCGAUCGUAAAGCUGGUAGUGGUUGGUGAUGGAGGCGUGGGCAAAAGCGCGAUCACCAUCCAGUUUUUCCAAAAGCUCUUUGUCACCGACUACGAUCCGACGAUUGAGGACAGCUAUUUGCAACACGUCGAAGUGGACGGACAAUGGUGCAUGCUGGACGUUCUUGACACCGCCGGGCAAGAAGAGUUCAGCGCAAUGCGCGAACAAUACAUGAGAAAAGGUGACGGAUUCCUGUUGGUUUACUCGGUUACCGACAAAAACAGCUACGAGAACAUCAUCCAUUUUCACACACAAAUUUUGAGAGUAAAGGACAGGGAUACUUAUCCGAUGCUACUGGUAGCUAAUAAAGUCGAUUUGGUGCACUUAAGAAAAGUAACUGAGGAACAGGGUAGAGAUCUGGCCCACAAAUUGGGCAUUCCAUAUAUCGAAACUAGCGCUAAAGACCCACCGCUUAAUAUUGACGCCACGUUUCAUGAAGUGGUGCGCAUAAUUCGCAAUCAACCAAACACGAGUAACGAGAGGAGACGCAAGAAGAAAUUCAAGAAGUUGGGCAAGUGCUCAAUUCUCUGAUCACAAACGUACACGAUCGUAUAUUUAACGCUUCUUUAUGUUAUUGGCCUAAUGAUUAAGCUUUACAAUGUUAUAUUGAGUGUUCAAUGUUCUAUGUCUUGUGCCACAAACUAUUUUCGUUGUGUUCAGGGAUGAGACAUGAUUAAAUUUAAUUAUUUUUUUACAUUGAUGGUUGCAACUGUAAUUCAUGAUUAACUUUCUAACUCGAUGACUUGUUUUCUAACCAUCGCUGAACUGAUUAUUUUGAUUUCCAAACGGUUGCUCAAACUUGAUUUUCCCCCUUGAUACGUAACCAAAUUUCAAAGCCAAAGUUAAUGUAUUAUUUUAUGGACCAAAUUUGCUCAUAUUAACAUAGUUUCAUUAACCGUCGUCGGUCUAAAACAGUCAUAUUAUUUUCGUGCCCGCAGGCCGAUUUAUUUUAGCCAAUUGUAAAUAUUUUUUUUAUUUAUUUAUACAACAAACUAUUGUGAUAUGUUUAAAAAGCAGUUUCGUAUAAUUUAACAGAAAAUAAUUAUGUGGCAACACGGCCAAGUAUAAAAUUAACACGUUUUUGAUUAAAUAGCACUUAGAACAUGAAACAACUGGCUAAAACGUGUCUUUCGCAGCUUAAAACGUGACGGUGUUGCCACAUUCAAGCCAAUCUCCUCGAAAGGGGAUAAAGCGGUGGAAUCGCAGUAGUUGGAUUUGAUAUCGGCCAACAUUUAUUUAAAUUGUACGUUAGCUAGUGAUGUAGGAUUGUUGGCAUCGAUUACAGAAGUCAUUUUUUACCCCACGUUCGAAAUGUAAACUGUGAUUAACGAGAGAAAUUAUUUAAAGCACAUUUUCGCCAAAUUGUAAACUGUUUUGGUUCCAGUUACCUUGGAAGAGUUUCGCCUGGAAAAUUUGUCUGGUAACCGAACCGAGACAGGUAGUUUUUCGUCUGUUUUUUGAUCUACUAUUUAACCAAAGGUUCUAUGACAGAAAAUUUUUGUAUUCGCUAUAUUUUAUAGUUAUACACUCGUUGACUUUUAUUUACAUCUUUUAUAUAUAUAUUUUAAAACAGGUAGUAAGUUUUGUCUAUGUAAUUUAUUAAAUAAAACUUUUAAAAAUGA